AGAAUUUCAUUAACAACAUAGACAGAGCACAUCCAGACAAGAGCAGCACUCCCAGAACAAACCCGCCAUGCUCAGAUCAUGCACUCUCCUCUCCUCCUUGCUACUCCUGCUCUUUGGCUCCAGCUCGGGGAAGUGUAAGCCUCAACAAGCCCAGAAGCAAACACUUGAUGUGGACAUUCAGAGGGUCCAACUAGUGGAGGCGGUCAAGAUGGGAAUCCUGAGCUCACUUGGGAUGGACAAGGAGCCCAGGAUCACCCAAAAAGCAUCUGAGCGAGAAUUGAGGAGGAUGUAUCAGCUCUACUGGGAAAAACUGAAAGAGAUGAGGAGAAAUUCUAGCCAGCCGACGGGAGCGACUGUGUCGACGGUGCUUUUUCCAGUUCCAGUGAAAGCACCUCAUUGGAAAGACCUGUCGCAGUUGCCACCCGGUCAACACAUGCAGUUCUACAGAGCUGUUUUCCAUAAGAACCCAAACAUCCAUCCGGAGGCUAUUUUAACCCGAUCUCAACUUCGGGUUUCCACGGCGACUCCAAUUCAACCAACGCACGUAAAGUCUGACAUUAGAAGGGAGAUUAAAGUCAAGCGGAUGAAGAUGGUGAACUCCACCGGCUGGACACACACGACCCCUCGUGUUGAUGUCUCAAAGAUGCAAAAUGUGACGAUGGACAUCGGCACCAAGGUGACAAAGUGGAUCAAAAGAGAUGAUGAUGAUACAGCAUUGGUUGUGGAUGUAAGGAUGGCUGUGGGUGAAAGCGAGCCAAUCAUCUCUCUGGAAUUAGACUUCAUUCCCCCCAAAGCAGCAACGAAAAGAAGGCUGCGUCGCUCCAACAAGGAGGACGAGUGCAACCAACAAGGAUGGUGCUGCCGCAAAUCCGUCAACGUGUCAUUCCAAGACAUCGGCUGGACCGAUUGGAUCGUGGCCCCAACGGAGUACACGAUGCAUUUGUGCGACGGCACUUGCCCGCACAACUACAAGCCGGCCAGCAUGCACACGCAGGUGAAGUCUCGCUUAAACCAGAUCAUGAACGGCGGCUCGCCUAGGCCAUGCUGCGUGCCGGCCUCCUACGAGCCCAUGGUCCUCAUGUACUACGACGGUAGGGGGAAGUUGAAACUGUCACCUUUUAGUGAUCUAAUAGUCACUAAAUGUCAUUGUGCCUAAGGCAGCCCAAACUCAUAUUGUAAUGUUUUUUUUUCUCACUGGACUUUUAUGUUUAAAUAUUUUAUUUAUUUGAAAAUGGUAUUUAUUGUCCGACUCCUAAACUACAUUCAUGUAUCAAGUGUGCCAUUGCUAUUGUUACAGCAUUUCAUAAAGCAGUGUUUCCCCAUUGCCAAUUGUUUGAGCUAAGGCACACUAAAUAUUUUGUCCCAUCAAGGGAUAAAAACUACCCAAACGGAUGUGUGAAAUCUAACAACAAAUGAUGGUUGGGCCUUCUUGAACCCAAAACCGAGUGACUUAUGGUAGUAGUGUUAGCCACUGAGCCAUUCAGCUAGCACUGACAUUUGUUAUAAAAGUUACGUUUGCUUCAAAUCAGUAUACCUCACCCAAAUCUUCAAUCCCAUCUACCGGGUCAACUUCUUAAGUUAACCUCAAUUUAAACGUAAAUCAGCAAUGAGCGGCUUAGGAAAACAACCCAGCAUUUAGGACGUGUAAAAACACACAUAAAAAAACAGUGGCAGGACAUACCGCAUUUUGUGCACUAUAAGGGGCACCGGCUUAUAAGGCGCACCUUCAAUGAAUGGCUCAUCCUAAAACUUUGUCCAUAUAUAAGGCGCACCGGAUUAUAAGGCGCACCUUUAAUGAAUGGCCCAUUUUGAAACUUUGUCCAUAUAUACGAUAUAUAUAUUUGGCCCGCGGGCCAGACUUUGGACACGCCUGCUGUAGUGGCUCAAUAUUGGUCCAUUUAUAAGGCGCACCUGAUUAUAAGGCGCACUGUCGGCUUUUGAGAAAAUUGGAGGUUUUUAGGUGCGCCUUAUAGGGCGGAAAAUACGGUACAUUUGAUACCUCGGCUUUUGGUAGGGACUUACCCGACUUUAUCGACUUUUCAAUACCACCACAAACUGUCAAAUAUAUCAUACUCACCAAAAAUGCUGAUUAAAUAGUGUUGCCUUGGCCACCUUUGGGUAGGACUACAGACAUAUAGAUGGAAACAUCUUAGCUCCUCAAUUAAGAUUAAGCAGAAAUAUUGCUCACUCUUUGCAGAGGAUAAAGAAAAUGUGACUAUUGCUAUAUUGUCUGUCUACAUGUAUCCUUUUACCAUUCGUGUUCAAAUAUCUGUGGCUUAAAAAGUGCGACAAGGAUGCUAUUUGGUAACACUUCUAUGGUGUUUUUUUGUGUUAGCAUUAAGCUAGCCGACUUUAAGGCAAACUAAUGUGGUUGUUUACAAUACACAUGUAACAUUCUCAGGUUAAUUGUACCAUCUGCUAUCUAGUCAAAAAGCAUUUUGUCAUUAUAUUGCCAUAGACAGAUUAUUUACCAAUUUUUUGGGUAAAAAAAAAAAUCCCUUGCACUGCAUGACACAGUAGUUGGAAUUUGGGAAUCACUGCUAUAACAUACUUUUUAAUUUGAUUGUCAUUUAUGUUGAAGGUACUGUAUUAUAUGACGAACAUUUUGUAUUGUCAUGAUUAUUUCAUUGCCGUUUUUAUUUAUCUAUACAGACCUGUUGCACUUGAAUUUAUAUCACCAACAAGGACAUUUCAUAAUAAACAUACGGGAAAUAAAAAGCUCUCAUGCUGUCAUCAAAUUAGUUUAAUGGUUUAUGAAGGCCAAGGUGUGUAGACUGCACUGCAAAUCAGCUUAUUGAUAACUUUGACAGUAUCUCCUUGACCCUGACACCACUUUGUAGCCUUGACCGAGGCGAGGGACAUAAAUGUUGCCAAGAAAAGUUUCCACGGUUUGAAUUGAGUGGAAAAGGCACCAGAUGUUAAGCACUGAUACAUUCAAACAAGAUUUUGUUCUAUGGCAUUCAUCCCGCCAUCCACACAACAGACACAAACCAAACAACAGUAGCCUGGAACAUAAACGAAAUAAAUAGAAUGACGAUUUAUCUACGCCCUGUCGUCUGGGUAGCGAUGUCACAUUUGUGCCAAUUUAGCACGCUGACUCUAAUGUGCCCAUUAAUGAAGGUUGUUCACGUCUUUAAGCUGGAAAUACAGUCCAUGUUGAAUUUGUUACAGGUUGGUUCUACAUUUUGUACUGUACACAAAGUGUUAAAUAGCCCAAAAAAUGAGAUCAGGUUUGAAGAAACAGACAUUCGAGGUUACGAAAUCAUCACAGGUUGUGUGAAG
Syngnathus typhle (broad-nosed pipefish) is the source of this 3282-nucleotide messenger RNA. RefSeq names its product growth/differentiation factor 8. The coding region runs from base 68 to 1156 and encodes 362 amino acids. Gene Ontology annotation, biological process: SMAD protein signal transduction. NCBI's taxonomy places the organism in Eukaryota, Metazoa, Chordata, Actinopteri, Syngnathiformes, Syngnathidae. Gene Ontology annotation, molecular function: cytokine activity; growth factor activity. The record is from RefSeq and is a predicted model, not a curated record. The transcript has 2 exons. Gene Ontology annotation, cellular component: extracellular region.